Molecule: messenger RNA, 3771 nt
Organism: Megachile rotundata (alfalfa leafcutting bee)
Lineage: Eukaryota; Metazoa; Arthropoda; Insecta; Hymenoptera; Megachilidae
Gene: trp
Product: transient receptor potential
Biological process (GO): calcium ion transmembrane transport; regulation of cytosolic calcium ion concentration
Cellular component (GO): plasma membrane; cation channel complex
Molecular function (GO): store-operated calcium channel activity; protein binding; inositol 1,4,5 trisphosphate binding
Source: RefSeq, a predicted model, not a curated record
AUGAAUCCGUCCGAGUCGCAACAGAAUCUUCUAGCGAACGAAUCUUCUAGAGCACCGUCUAUGCAAUCCUUAAACCCGCCCACGGACUAUAGUCUUGGCCCAGUUGAGAAGCACUUCCUGCUAAGCGCGGAACGAGGUGAUUGUGCCACUGUCAAAAGAUUACUGGAAGAGAACAAGGAUCAUCCCGAGAUCUUGAACAUCGAUUGCGUAGAUCCUCUGAAUCGAUCUGCAUUGAUCGCUGCUAUCGAGAACGAAAACAUAGAACUUAUCAAGCUUCUUCUUGAAUUAGGGAUUCAAGUCAAGGAUGCACUCUUGCACGCCAUAAAGGAGGAGUAUGUAGAAGCUGUUGAGAUCCUGUUGGAAUGGGAGGAAAGGACACACGUGGCCGGGCAACCUUACAGCUGGGAAGCUGUCGAUAGAUCUUCAUCGAACUUCACUCCGGAUAUAACACCGCUGGUUUUGGCCGCACACAAAAAUAAUUAUGAGAUUCUGAAGAUUCUUCUUGAUCGUGGAGCAACUCUUCCUACUCCUCAUGAUGCAAGGUGCGGUUGUGACGAGUGUGUGACAUCCAGCGAGCAGGACUCUCUGAGACAUUCGCAGGCUCGAAUAAACGCGUAUCGUGCUCUCACUUCGCCAUCUUUGAUCGCUCUGUCCUCGAGGGAUCCUCUUUUAACCGCUUUCGAACUCUCUUGGGAACUGCGACGAUUGAGCAAAAUGGAACAGGAGUUUCGAUUCGAGUACAAUGAGAUGCGAGAACAAACACAAAACUUUGCUACGUCUUUGCUGGAUCAUGCUCGUACAUCUUUGGAACUGGAAAUAAUGCUGAAUUACAAUCCCCACGGCGAAAAUUGGGAACCUGGAGAACGGCAAACACUGGAUCGACUGAAACUCGCUAUCAAGUACAAACAGAAGCAGUUCGUGGCCCAUCCAAACGUGCAGCAACUGCUGGCAGCCAUUUGGUACGACGGUCUACCGGGCUUCAGAAGAUUGAGCAUGAUCGGGCAAUUCAUAGAAGUUGGCAAGCUUGGAGCGAUGUUUCCAGUUUAUAGCACGAUCUACAUGCUGUCACCGACAUCGCCUAUGGGUCUUUUUAUGAAGAAACCUUUCGUCAAGUUCAUUUGUCACUCGUCUUCGUACGCGUUCUUUCUCAUGCUGCUCGGAAUGGCGUCACAACGUAUCGAGUACUUGGCAAUCGAAUUAUUCGGGAACGCCUGGUUGCUUGAUAUACUCGCCGAAUGGAAGAGACGGGAACGUGGAUGCAUUCCUGGCUUCGUUGAAUCUGGCGUCAUCAUCUACGUAAUCAGUUUGGUAACGGGUGAGAUGAGAUCUUUAUGGUCAGACGGCUUGUUAGAAUAUAUAUCGGAUCUUUGGAACAUAGUGGACUUCAUUCAGAACGUGUUUUAUGUUAUUUGGAUUAUGUUGAGGGUCACUGCUUGGAUAAUAGUGCAAAGAGAGUAUUGGAGCGGCGUAGAUCCUUGGUAUCCCAGGGAUCAAUGGCAUGCCUUCGACCCCAUGCUUCUCUCCGAAGGAGCUUUCGCCGCUGGUAUGAUAUUCAGUUUUUUAAAACUCGUCCAUAUAUUCAGCGUGAACCCCCACCUUGGACCACUACAAAUUUCCCUCGGGAGAAUGAUAAUAGACAUUAUCAAGUUCUUCUUCAUCUAUACUUUGGUGCUGUUCGCCUUCGGCUGCGGGAUGAAUCAACUGAUGUGGUACUACGCUGAUUUGGAAAAGCAGAAGUGUUACCAUAUGAAAGAUUUUCCGGAUCUCCCUGAUUUCGAUAAUCAGGAAAAGGCUUGUUCUAUUUGGAGACGUUUUGCUAAUUUGUUCGAGACAUCACAGUCACUCUUCUGGGCCAGUUUCGGUAUGAUAGACCUGAUGUCCUUCGAUCUGACGGGAAUAAAAAGCUUCACAAGAUUCUGGGCGCUUUUGAUGUUCGGUUCUUACUCCGUGAUAAACGUCAUCGUGUUGCUGAACAUGCUUAUUGCCAUGAUGUCUAAUUCCUACCAAAUCAUUUCGGAACGUGCCGAUACCGAAUGGAAAUUUGCUAGGAGUCACUUGUGGAUGAGCUACUUCGAAGAUGGAGACACAGUGCCGCCGCCAUUUAACAUGGUACCAACCGGUAAAACCUUCGACAAGAUCAUCAAAUGUGGCAAAACCGGACGUCAAACUCGAUCUUUAAUCAAAAAAUCAAGGGAAAAAGCAUUAGCAAGACACGACACAGUGAUGCGAUUGCUGAUCAGACGUUACGUAACAGCGGAACAAAGAAAACGAGACGAAUUUGGAAUAACGGAGGACGAUGUGAUGGAAAUUCGACAGGAUAUAUCCACGUUGAGAUACGAGUUGAUCGAUAUUCUUCGUCAGAACGGAAUGAGGACACCGACAAUCGAUAAACAGGACGCUGCACUAUCCGGCAAAAAGGGUCGAGUGAUGGAGCGUCGUCUCCAGAAGGACUUCCAAAUCGGCAUAGUCGAAGGAAUCGUGAGCGCAGUGAUUCAAAACGAGAAGGAACCGAAGGACGUCUUCACUCAAAUCGCCAAGGCGAUUGGUCGAAAGAGCAGCGGAAGUAAGAAGAAGGAUUGGAACGCGGUCGUGAGGAAGAACACCAUCGUUCGAGAUCCCAUAGGUAGCACCACCGAAGCCACCAUAAAACAGACUCGUCGCAGCAUUCGUCGACUACCGCAUCAACCUGAUUCCGAUUUGACUUCCAUGGAUCCCAAUCGAUUGGUGGAUUAUAAUCCUAAUCUCUCCGAGGUGUCGCCGACUACUAGGAUCGCUUAUGCUAAGUUCAUGAUGAAACGUAUUAAGCUGCCGCCGGAAGGACAGGAACAAGAAGCAGGUAAAGAAGAAGGCGAGAGUUCUCAGAAAGGCAGCGUUCGAAGCGGAGCAGAGCCAGCUCGGCCGAUAUUGAAGAAGAGUCUCCUGAAAUCCAUAAGCAGCGGCAGUGUAGACAAAGGCGCAGCAGCGGAAGCGAAACCGGAAAUAAGAGCACCGUCACCGAUUCCGGAGGAUCCUCGAGAAGACGAAGCGUCAAAGUCUCCGAAAGGUAAAGCAGCGCCUCCGAAGCCGGAGGCGAAGAAGGAGGAGGACAAGAAACCCAGCGAGGAUGAGGAGAAGAAGAAGAAGGAGGAAGAGGAGAAGAAGAAGAAAGAGGAAGAGGAGAAGAAGAAGAAGGAAGAAGAAGAAAAGAAGAAGAAGGAGGAAGAGGAGAAAAAGAAGAAGGAAGAAGAGAAGAAGAAGAAGGAAGAAGAAAAGAAGACUGAAGAGAAAAAGGAAGCACCGAAACCUGCGCCACAAGAGGAAAACGUUCCAGUAGCUACAACAAAAUUGCGGGGGAAAUCGAAAGCAACUGGGCAAAUAAUGGGUGGUUGGAUCUAAAAGUAGAUUGGUAUUCUAUUCGUUAAUUAAUUCCGUUACUGGAGGAAAAGAAUGCAUACGUUAAUUAUCUUUUGUUCAUUCAUUACGCAUUCGAGACUGCAUGACGCACCGUGUGCGUUUUAUGGUUUAUGACGUGUCUUAUGCUUCCCCUGGUUUCAAAGUAUGACGCAUCUGGUGUGUUCAUUGUUUUUAACUUAGUAUGCAUCUUUACUCUUUCUUGACUUAGUACAUACUGUAGGUAUUUUCAACUUUAAACUAAUGACGCACCGUAUGUGUCGUCAAGUUUCAGGUAAUGACGCACCACGUGUGUCAUUUACUUUCAAGUAAUGACACAACAUAUGCGUCUUGUAUUGUGAAGUACUAAAUUUAUACUCCUAACUAAUGACGUACCAUGUG